Messenger RNA from Frieseomelitta varia, 4632 nucleotides. Its product is annotated as probable serine/threonine-protein kinase DDB_G0267686. Bases 2102 to 3922 code for a protein of 606 amino acids. NCBI's taxonomy places the organism in Eukaryota, Metazoa, Arthropoda, Insecta, Hymenoptera, Apidae. The record is from RefSeq and is a predicted model, not a curated record. The transcript has 2 exons.
GUAACGUGCGUUAUACGAGUGCCCGAAAGCCAGACGUCGAGAUGCCGCAAAGGUUUCUGGGUAUGCGGAGGGAGCCAUAUUUUUCCAAUAUCAGUUACGCGAAAACAGCGUACGCAUAGGAUCUGCAGAAUGGAAUUUCGUUCGAUAGUCGGUGCGGGAGAAGUGUUUAACGAAAGAAAGUGAUUGCGAGGUAAACAACGGGGGAUCAGUGUACGAGAGCGAGGCGGCCGUGCCAGUCAGAAUAUAAUAAGCGUGCGUUUUCACGCGAUCAAGAAGUGAGGUUCGGUGAAAACGAUGAGCGCGGCCCGCGCAGGUGUUCGAGUCGAGAAGAGGGUUAGUUAACUUAACCCGAGUUCGUAACCGCGACUGGUGGUAGUGGUGGUAGUACUAGUGGUGGUGGUGGUGGUGGAGGUAGUAGUGGUGGUGGUGGUGGUGGUGGUGCUACUGCUGCUGUGACGAUGACACAGCGUCAUAACACGACGUACGUCCGUCCGUGCGAUUUAACGCGAAUUGUUACGGCGAUAUAAAAGUGUUUUUUGUACCGAGAGUGCGUUCGCGCCGUUACCGAUCGAGUAAGUCGUGGCUCGGUCGUUAUUAACCUUUGCGUAUUCGAGUGCCGAGGAAAAUGGCUUUCUACUCUUCUGGUGUGCGUGAACGAAGAUUCGGAGCAGCGUAUUUUUUUAGUGACAGUGGCUCGCAAUGACAUAAUUGAGCGAUGCUGGCCGUUUCUUAGUCGGAGGAUGCGUGCAUGUGAAACGGAGUAAUAAGAAUUACGACCACAACCGCGAAUAACGUGACGGGGACCGUGGCAAUGACACAACGACCUCAACGACCUGACUUUCUUCACAAAGUUCAAUUUUUCUCUCUCGGCGCGUUGCAGUUUCCUUUCCAUCGUCUCGUCGAAAUCGAGUUAGACCCGGUUGCUCGUCAGUGUUCGCGGCGUUCGGAAAGAUCCGUGGUUCGUGUCGUUCGCUUUUUCGGAGUAACCUACUGCACGCGUCACGAAUAACAGCGUGUGUCCAACAGUCUAGGUUAGUCGAAUGCUUGGCCUCAUUGUGUUGUUUCGACGUGACUGAAUCGGCGAGCGAGACAAAUGAGCGAGCCGUCGCUUUGCAAAUCGACCUUGCAAGUGACAGCAGAAGCGUAAUUUCCUAAUAAACAAUGUUAUCUAGCCUGGCUCACGUCGAACCCGUACAGUGAAUGAAAAUAUCAGAGGAAUUACGUUCCUCCUGCUCCACGAACGUCGUAUAAAUUUAUUUACUUGUUCGUUAACGCAAGUAACUAUUAAAUGUUAAGUUGUCCUCUACGGAAGAAACCUGUUGGCUCGUACAAGUUGUCCACGCAAUUGGAAGAAAGAACGAGAUAACGCCUCUUACAAAUUAUUUUUCAAAACAGAAACGCAUCGACCGAUUCAUAGAAAGUGUCGACUCAUCGUAUUAUUUUCCCGAGAGACGUGUGACCGUUCGGACGAGAAUAUAUAAAUAACACGGACGUGAUCCCCAAUGCAUUGGAAUUGCAAGAAACCAACGAAACUGGCACGUAUCAUGGUAGAAUGCUCCGAUACGUAGGAGAGAGGUUAGACGGGCAUUGACCGGUGAAUAGCGCGUGUUUGUCGUCCGACGGAUAUACUCCAAUUUCAAAAUCUUGGCAUCUCUUGUUCGAGGCUCUACCAGGGAGAAGAUCGAGAAAGGGAGGAGUGUUCGCGAACGAAUUUUGCGAAAGAAAUUGACGAAGAAAGAUUGAGAAUCCAACGAAAACAAAAAAAGGAAAGAAAAGAAAAGAAAACGAAAAGGAAAAGGAAAAAACAAACAAUCGGUGAAAUUAUCGGUCCUGGCGUGCGGUGCGCGGUAAUGCCGAGGAUGUCGAAGAACGAGAACGUGGAUGACGGAACGUGUGAGAUUAUUCCGAUGAUCGGUGAGCGUGCGUGGCCAAGAAGAACGACCGAUAGAACGCGGUGGAUUUCGGUGGUGGGAAACGCGUGAUCAUUUCCGUUUAUGGAGGAUGCGGCAGGACCGAAAGGUGUCUCUAUGUAGGCGUGCUACCUGCGUUUGUGCAGUGAUGUCGGUGUCGGGGUUACUUGCAGCGCUGCUGGACCUGGACCAUGGCCGGCAAGCCUGAGCAGCCGUCCACGCACUCUGCUCUCCCGAAUCACAGCCAUCAUCAUCAUCAUCAUCAUCAUCACCAUCAUCAUCAUCAUCAACAGCAGCAGCAGCAGCAGCAGCAGCAGCAUCAGCAUCAUCCUCAUCAUCAUCAUCAUCAUAACCGACAACAGCAACAACAGCAGCAGCAGCAGCAGCAGCAGCAACAACAACAACAACCACAACAACAACAACAACAGCAGCAGCAAGAACAACAAAAUCCUCAGCACGCACAGGAGAUUCAGCAAAAUAGUGUUCUAGUCUACGUUUCGGGAGAGAAUUUCGCAUACGCGACGGCGGUCGGUCAGAAUGCCGCCGCCGCUGCUGCUGCUGCUACCGCAGUCGGCUAUCAGUCCCCGCAGCAGGCGACGUACGCCGGCAUUUUGCCGCCGCAGGUGGCGACGGCGGCGGCGACGUUUCCCGCCAAAACCGCCAUUUAUUGCAACGAUAAUAACAGCGCCACCGUGGCCACGGUAAACAAUUGCUGCCGAUUAAAGCCAGCCGGCGAGUAUGCGUCGACCGAUGGCGAGUCGAGCCGAUCGGCACGAUCCAUGUCCAACAGUAACACCGAGGACGAAGAGGACUACGGUACGUCUAUCGUCACGAACAACGGUUUGCUCUACAGACAGACGACGACGACGACGACGAAUCUGAUUCAAACGACCGGCACGUCCGCGACCACGACGAUGACGUGCGUGGUGUCGGCGUGCGACGGCAAGAACACGGCGAGCCGAGGCCCGUUGGAAAAUGACACGGCCAACAGCGCGGAGAACAACGUGGAGCUGGCGAUCGGCAAGGUCGCGAACGCCGGCGACAUGCUGUCCAACAAAUUAUUUCCAUCGAGGAUUCACAGCGGUGAGAUUUACCCGAGCGGUGCGAGGCUAGUGGCCGACGCGGGUUACAGCAACACCGGUGGCCAGAUCACGGCGCAGGGUAACCUCGGCGAGGGUUGCGUCGGUCUUCUAACCGACGACGCUUGUGUCGCGUACGUACGGCAGGCAAACGAAUCGUCUCAAGCGUCCGCGGGUGUGUUCCAAGGCGACGGUGUCGAGCAACGCAUUAAUAUGGACGACAGCAAGAGCCGGCAGCAGGACGGUUUCGAUAACCAAACCGGCUCGUCGCUUUCCUCGUCUGGUUCGAACGUCGGUGUUGUCGGCAGUGGUGGUGGCGGUAGUGUUGUCGUUAUCGGUAGUGGUGGUAGUGUUGCAACUAGCUGCGACUCUGUCCGAUCUGAUACCGGUGAAUCGUCGACUUACAGUAGCCUAAGCAGUCCCGAGAGUCAAAGUCAAUCGGCGCACGAUGGUUUGCCUGUCGCGAACAGUGGCGGUUCGUGCGCGCAGCAGGCUGCGCGCCAGCCGCAGCUCCCGCGCGUCAACGCUUCCAACAACAGUAACAACAAUCCCGUUCAACAAAAUGUAGUGCUGACGAUGAACGGUAGUGCAGUGGUUGCGCAGCAACAACAGCAACAACAACAACAACAGCAACAGCAGCAGCAGCAGCAGCAGUUCCAGCAAGCGAUUACCGUACCACGUGGAUGGAAAAGGAUAUGCACCAACGGGGUCAUCAUUUAUAUCAGAGUCUGUUCGAGGGUCACUUUCAUCUUUUCCACCGCGUCUUUUUUACGGCUGUCCCCGGCCAAGAUGCCACGCAUCCUCCGCUGUCUCCUCCUUUUCUCUCUCUUUCUCUCUUGCGAGGCAUUCGGCCUCUGCCGGAACGUGCAAAAAUUGCACGGAUUAAAUUCUCUGAUCAACGCCGCCAGGACGAGCAAAUUUCUAGCUUGUUGAUGCAGCCUAGAAAAAAAUGUCCUUCUUGAUACAUUUCCUUUUUUCAAAUAAAGUGCUCUAACGUCAGCUUGUAUUUUUCUAUUCUGCAAAAAAAAAAAAAAGAAAAAAAAAAAAGAAUUCGAAUUGUUCGAGUAGAAUUACGAAAAAGAUGGUUACUUGGGUCUAAGCAGAUAGGGAUCUCGACAGUGGGGAAACUGUGGUGACGGGACGCAUCGUUGUAUCGAACAGAGUAAGUCGACUCCUCGAAAUGUACUAGCAAGGCACAAAAGGCAUUACUUCGUGGCGUGAUCGUUUACAAGUCUGUCCCAAAUCUCGUUAAAACGAUCCUACCUGGACUGGCACGAGUCACGGUGUUUGCAGGCCUUUAGCAAACAAUGCUCCGUUACCUGCAAUUCCAAAUAAUCCCAGCUCACCGGGCCAGUCUUUCUCUUCCACCACUAAUAACGAUCAUGAUCUUUCUAACUAUAUUUAUGUACGUCUACUUUACUUGUGUAUACCUACUUUAUGUACAUCUGUGUACUUUGUGCCGUAUUUAUUCUCGAAACGAAUUGGUGCAUUGUCGAGCGCGACGAAUUGCACAGAGCUGAGUCUCCAUUUCAAACAUAACGAGACGAGACCGACUUUGAAGAUUCGUUCGCGACGAAGAGGAUUUCCAGGUUAAUUGUUUCAAGAAUCCUAAUUAAUCCCUCGUCGUAGACGCAGCGAUUUCG